AUGGAAACGUCUAGAGCAAAAAGCGUAGUUAUUCGGGGCAAUCCGAUGCUCAAAAAGACUGCAAUUGAUAGAAUGAAGAACAAGUUCCGCCGUGAAGCGAUUGAUCUGCAGGAGUUUGGAGAAUGUGCUCCACCGCUCCCACUAAGUUCCUUUGCUGAGUUGGCUGGAUGCGAGAAAGUAUUUGGUGUCCUUUCUGUCAACAGGAACGUCAGCAAUGUCGCCCGAGUGUCCAAUAUGAGCUUGCAGUUCCAAGGGUGUCUGCACAUUGUGAAUACCAAGAUUUCAAACAUCGAUUUUCUGGAUGGCAUCUCAACUUUUAUCCAAUCUCCCUACCACCCUGAAUGCGCUCAUGAAAUAGCCGACAACUCGAAACUUUGCAUCCGUGACCCACAACGUCUAAGAUUGAAAUUCAAAGGGCUACUUGUUUACCAGAGUAGAAACUGUGAAACGGUCUGCAGUGGAGGUCUCGUGAAUGAUGAAUACCUAGCGGCAAUUGAAGGAUGUAGAACAAUAAAUGGGGAUUUGAUCUUUUUCAAUUUACACAGUAAGUUUCCCCUGAAAGAAUUCAAUGAGUGGCCGCAAAGAGUGGGGUCCUACCCGGCGAUUUCCAAGAGAGAAUAG
This is a messenger RNA of Cooperia oncophora, 621 nucleotides long. The record is from the annotation of a GenBank genome assembly. Lineage: Eukaryota; Metazoa; Nematoda; Chromadorea; Rhabditida; Trichostrongylidae.